AUCGUAUAAAUGCUGAUGCAUGCGUAAACGCAACAGCGUGAGGGAUUCAAGGAGGAGGAAGCGGAGCCAUCAAUAAAAUUCCACAGUUUUGUGUUCACCAUAAAUAUACAUCAAAAGCGGCGAAGUGACAAAAUCUAAAUUCUUAACAUUCGUAAUACUUUUUGGGGAGAUGGCUGGAGUUAUUUGGAGCAGUAUCUGCAAGUUUGUGCUCCUGAUACAUCUUUUUUUCUUCUCCUACAUUUCUAAGACCUCUUCAGUGAGUCUCGACCUGACCGAGCUCAGAAAUAAGGUAGCAAAGAUUAAAGUAAAUCCGAGGGGAAAUUUAUGGGCCACAGGGCACUUCAUGGGCAAGAAGAGCGUCAUGGAAGGCUCAUUGCUGGAGUCUCCAGACGAAGAAUCUCUGAACGCAAUUCAAACCGCGCUGAAUUCAGACCAGCAUGUGCAGGAACUGAGGGAGCUGAUCACACAAGAGGUUCUGAAAUUCGCGCUGCAGAAUCAGCUACAGGACACGCGGAGGAGACAAGACAAUUAUCCGGAUACGGGGUUGCUGCUGAAGUUACUGGAAAACUACAUCGGAUACGAAACAAAGUGAUCAAGGCUCUAUAGUACCGAAUGUCCCCUAUGGUUAUAGCCUACUUCGCAGAAAGUUUGCUUUCAAUACAGGAUUAAUUACUCGCGCAAGUAAUCUACAAAGGUUUACAUAUACAUCUUUGUGACAGACCAAAACAUCCUUUUGAAAUAAAGUGUUUGUAACAUUAUCCAUUGAUUUCAAGGUUAACUAGUAUAUUAAUGUUGAGUAAAAUUGUUGUGAUAAGAGACAAAACCUGCUUAUAUAUGUAGGCCUAUGCCGUCCCAAAUUUCUUUUGCAUUAUCAUGUUCAUUUUAAUGCAAUAAAGGAAACGAUUUGCAAAAUGAAAUGU
Molecule: messenger RNA, 920 nt
Organism: Anguilla anguilla (European eel)
Lineage: Eukaryota; Metazoa; Chordata; Actinopteri; Anguilliformes; Anguillidae
Product: neuromedin-B-like
Exons: 3
Coding region: 170-592 (140 amino acids)
Biological process (GO): positive regulation of hormone secretion; neuropeptide signaling pathway
Cellular component (GO): neuron projection
Molecular function (GO): neuromedin B receptor binding; neuropeptide hormone activity
Source: RefSeq, a predicted model, not a curated record